AUAAACAACAAAUUUAUGAUUUAUAUAAGUAACAAAACAUUUAAAAAUGACUGGAAAGUAUAUUUUACGGUCUAUUUACUGUAGAUUUUCGCGAUUUUCCUUUAAACAAAAUGUUGUAUCAUCAGAAAGAUUUUAUAUGGGGGUUUUUAAUCAACACUGCCGAAUUUUUUCUGCAAAAGUCAAUACAAAUGUAGAAGAGAAAAAGCAUUGCAAUGUAGGAACUAUAGGGCAUGUAGACCAUGGUAAGACGACGCUAACCGCAGCUAUAACCAAGGUUCUGGCCAACGAUGGACUGGCUCAAUUCGUUUCUUAUGACGAAAUAGAUCGGGCACCAGAGGAAAAAGCAAGAGGUAUCACAAUAAAUGCAGCACAUGUAGGCUACAGCUCAAAACUCCGACACUAUGCCCACACAGACUGCCCGGGGCAUGCAGACUACAUACGCAACAUGAUAUCAGGAGCUUCCCAGAUGGAUGCAGCUAUAUUGGUCGUGGCAGCCAAUGAUGGACCAAUGCCACAAACAAAAGAACAUUUGUUAUUAGCCAAACAAGUUGGAAUUAAGCAUCUAUUAGUCUAUAUAAAUAAAGCCGAUUUGGUUGACAAUGAGUUACUAGAACUAGUGGAAAUUGAAAUGCGAGAGCUGCUUGGUAACUUUGGGUAUGACGGUGAAACUGUACCUAUGGUCUGUGGGUCAGCACUCAAGGCAUUGAAUGGAGAAGAAUCAGAAUUAGGGGCACCAUCAAUAAGAAAAUUGCUCGACGUCAUGGACACAUACAUACCGCAAAUUGAGAGGGAUUUGCACUCCCCCUUCCUCCUACCUAUAGACAACUCAUUCACUGUGCCAGGCAGAGGCACUGUUGUGGUUGGCACUAUAAAAAGAGGGAUUAUAAAAAAAAAUGCUGAUGCAGAUCUGCUAGGUUUUGGUCAUAAAAUUAGGACAACAAUAUCUGAUAUUCAGAUUUUUAAAAAGAGUGUUAGUGAGGGUAUGGCUGGUGACAACGUAGGGGUUUUGCUGAGAGGUAUAAAAAUAAAAUCAGUAGAGACCGGCAUGCUCUUGUGUGCGGCCAAAAGUCAGCAGCUAAGCAACCACUUUAAGGCGAAGAUUUACUUCCUGGCGGCUAACGAAGGCGGAAGGAAGAAGCCGGUAUUCUCCAAAUAUUCGCAGCAGAUGUUCAGUGGGACGUGGAAUAUUGCGUGCAGAGUUGAUUUAGAUCCCGAGGUCCACAUGAUGAUGCCCGGCGACCACGGCGAGGUAUACCUGACGUUGCUGGAGACCAUGGUCAUGACGCAGGGCCAGCCGUUCACCGUGCGCGAGAACAACGUCACCGUGGCCACUGGGAUCGUCACCGAGGCGCUGCCCAGCCUCGACGUGCCCAAGGGCAAGCUCGGAAAAGUCGUCGUUAAUUACAGUUGAGUUGGCUAAGACGGGCU
Cydia amplana is the source of this 1428-nucleotide messenger RNA. Its product is annotated as elongation factor Tu-like. The coding region runs from base 47 to 1411 and encodes 454 amino acids. Lineage: Eukaryota; Metazoa; Arthropoda; Insecta; Lepidoptera; Tortricidae. Gene Ontology annotation, cellular component: mitochondrion. The transcript is spliced from 6 exons. The record is from RefSeq and is a predicted model, not a curated record. Gene Ontology annotation, molecular function: translation elongation factor activity; GTP binding; GTPase activity. Gene Ontology annotation, biological process: mitochondrial translational elongation.